GGUUGCCUUAUUUGGAGGGUGACAAGGAAGCAGUUGUUAUAUAGCUGGGUGGUCAGGAGGGUGUACUGGAGAAGUGUCCAACUCCAGGCUCCAGAGGCGUGCUUCAGCAGAGAGCUAAGAGUCUCACACAAUGAAGCCGCUGCGAGUAUGGGGACUGGUCAUCCUCUGCGUGCUGCUGGCCAGCGAGCUCCCCACCAGCAAGACGCGGGCCAUAAAGCACAGGUUCAAGUGGAACCGGAAGCCUGUGCCGGGCACCACGCAGAUCACCGAGGCCCGCGUGGCUGAGAACCACUCGGGAGCCUUCAUCAAGCAAGGCCGGAAGCUGGACAUCGACUUCGGAGCCGAGGGCAACGAGUACUACGAGGCCAACUACUGGCAGUUCCCCGAUGGCAUCCACUACGACGGCUGCGCGGACGCCAACGUGACCAAGGAGAUGUUCGUGGCCAGCUGCAUCAACGCCACCCAGGCGGCCAACCAGGCCGAGUUCGCCCGGAAGAAGCAGGACAACCAGCUGUACCAGCGGGUCCUGUGGCGGCUGAUCCAGGAGCUGUGCGCCAGCAAGCGCUGCGAGUUCUGGCUGGGAAGGGGAGCGGGGCUGCGGGUGGCCGUGGACCAGCCCGUGCUGCUCGGUCUCCUGGGCUUCGUUUGGCUCAUCACGAAAUAAGCUCCCAGGAGGCUGUCAGCCACAGAGGUGAGCCGGUGGGCACCCCAGGUUUCCACCACCCCAACCUCACGUGUCCUGAAGGUACCAAGGACUUCAAACAUGCCUCCCCCAGUGCCCCUUUGGUUUUUGUUUGUAUUUGCCAAGCGUGUUUCAGCCUGGCCCUCUCACCCACCCACCCAUGCGCUGCCCCGGUGGGAUAGGUUCAUGUGUCCUCUCAGCUCUAAACAAACCAGUGAAAGAACACAGGGAUUGUGGCGCCUUCCCCAGACUCCCCGCUUCACAGAUGAGGAAAUGGCUCAGAGAGGUGGCAGAGCUCACCAGUCACACAGCUAGAAAAUGGCAGGGCCAGCAUUCAACUCAUGGCCUACCUCCUGCCAGGUUUCCUGCUCUCUGUUCCCAGAGCGUCUCCUGAUCCCUGCUGACUCUCGGGUACAAGUCCAACCCAAGGUCUAAAGCGAAGCACAGAGGUGCCACUCUGAAACAGAUGGGAAGGACUGUGCACUUUGCACACCUGUGCACCUUAAGUACACGAAGUUUAGUUCAGACCUUACAGGGAAGCUAAAAUAUAAUAAGAAAGGAAAACUCCAAUUUAAUGAAAUUUGCCAUGCAGUUCCCAGAGACCAGAUUACAGCAGGGUGUGUCUAUAUGACCUGUUCACAAGAAAGCUGUCUGCUAUUCCCAUCCCUGCAUUGGCCUGUGUGCUUAAGAAAAGAUGUAAAGGAUAUUUUUGCUUCUUUGGUUAUUUUGAGACAUGGUCUUGCUAUGCAGCCAGGCUGAUCACAAGUAUGAGUUCAAUUCUAAUGUUCCCCUGGCCUUAUUGCAUUUGUUUAAUGUGCACACAUGUGAACAUCUUUAAAUGUGUCCCCUGGGGCUGGAGAAAUGGCUUAGCUGUUAAGCACUUGCCUGUGAAGCCUAAGGACCCCGGUUCGAAGCUCAA
Jaculus jaculus (lesser Egyptian jerboa) is the source of this 1601-nucleotide messenger RNA. RefSeq names its product prion like protein doppel (gene Prnd). Gene Ontology annotation, cellular component: membrane. The record is from RefSeq and is a predicted model, not a curated record. Gene Ontology annotation, molecular function: copper ion binding. Lineage: Eukaryota; Metazoa; Chordata; Mammalia; Rodentia; Dipodidae. The coding region runs from base 131 to 664 and encodes 177 amino acids. The transcript is spliced from 2 exons. Gene Ontology annotation, biological process: protein homooligomerization; intracellular copper ion homeostasis.